AUGCCUGCUGACGUCCCAAGAACGCUCCUGCUACUUCUGUUGUGUGCUGCCUCGGCUGCAGGAGGGAACAGCAGUGCAAGAGGAAGAACAUUCGGCCUCUUCGACGUGACCAUCACAGAUGAACCCUUCACUCUUGGCGACCUUUACGGCCACGAUGUGGACUUGAAGGUGAAGCGUACCUCGAGAGUUGGUAACGUGACCACUAGGGGGCCUGCCAUCUCAGAGGCGGCGCUGCAGUUCCUGAGAGGCCGCGUGUCCACGAUCCUCAUCCCGUCCUUUUACACGCUGGUCUGCUUGGUGAGCGUUCCCAUCAACAUCUGUGCCGUGCUGGCCUUCACCCGCCGCAUCCGUCCCAAGAAGCCGGCCGCCGUCUACAUGCUGAACCUGGCAUGCGCAGACCUCAUCUUCGCCUCGCUGCUGCCCUUCAAGGUGGCGUACCACUUUGGUGGCAACAACUGGAUGUUCGGCGAGGUCAUGUGCCGCGUGCUCACCGCCGCCUUCUACUGGAAUAUGUACUGCUCGGUGCUGCUCAUUGCAUGCAUCAGCGUGGACCGCCUCCUCGCCGUGGUCUACCCCAUUGACUCCCUGACGUGGAGGAGGCCUCGGAUCGCCAUGGCGGCCUGCGUGACCAUGUGGAUCUUGUCCUUGGCCGCCUCGGUGCCUCUGGUGAUCUCGGAGCAGACGGUGCACCUGAAGGAGCUGAACAUCACCACCUGCCACGACGUCCAGAGCGUUGACCAGCUCAUCGGGCGCUACAAGGCGUUCUUCAUCACGCUGUGCUGCACCCUCUUCGUAGUCCCCCUGCUGGUGACUGUGGUAUCGUACGCUCGCGUCAUCUGGUCUCUGAGCGCGGUCCCUCGUGGUGUGCCCGCCCGCUCCCGCAGAAAAAGCAGGGCGGUGGUGAUGGCUCUGACGGUGCUGGUGAUCUUCUUGCUGUGCUUCGCACCCACAAACUGCCUCCUGCUGUUCCACUACGUGCAGCUCCACCGGAGGGUCCAAGACGCUCCUGAAGACUCCUACGCCGCCUACUUGGUCUUUCUCUGCUUGGGGAGCCUCAACUGCCUCCUGGACCCGCUGCUCUAUUUCUUUGGCUCGUCUCAGUGCCAGAGAGAGCUGGCCGGACUGUUGAGGUGUCAGAAAAUAGCGGAGAGCUUCAGCAGGUCCUCGUCGGACUCGUACAGAUCCAGCACCAGAACCAUUCUCAAGUCGGGCCGCACGGACACCUCCAGGAUCAACGCCUCUGUCACCAAACAGGAUUCUUUGCAAGGGAACCUCGGCGGUGAAUACAAGAAGCUUGUGGUCUGA
Molecule: messenger RNA, 1305 nt
Organism: Dunckerocampus dactyliophorus (ringed pipefish)
Lineage: Eukaryota; Metazoa; Chordata; Actinopteri; Syngnathiformes; Syngnathidae
Product: proteinase-activated receptor 1-like
Exons: 2
Coding region: 1-1305 (434 amino acids)
Biological process (GO): positive regulation of Rho protein signal transduction; thrombin-activated receptor signaling pathway; positive regulation of blood coagulation
Cellular component (GO): membrane
Molecular function (GO): thrombin-activated receptor activity
Source: RefSeq, a predicted model, not a curated record